This is a messenger RNA of Oldenlandia corymbosa var. corymbosa, 801 nucleotides long. Lineage: Eukaryota; Viridiplantae; Streptophyta; Magnoliopsida; Gentianales; Rubiaceae. The record is from the annotation of a GenBank genome assembly.
GGCGUCUUAAAUCGCUUCAGAGGAAUUUUAAAUUCAUUCAUCUCCAAAUUUCUCCCCAAUUCGGAGGAUUAAAUCUGUCAAAGAUAUGGCUUUGGGAGGAACUGGUCCGCAGAGAGGCACCGCCGCAGCAGCUGCGGCCAACAUGAGGCGAAGGAGGACAGGCGGCGGUGGGGCAGCAGCUGCCGGAGGAGCCGGCGGUACGAUGUUGCAAUUUUACACGGAUGAUGCACCGGGACUCAAGAUUUCCCCCAAUGUGGUGCUUGUAAUGAGCAUUGGUUUCAUUGCUUUUGUUGCGAUUCUUCAUGUCAUGGGUAAGCUCUACUUCGUCCGCAGAGAGGCUUAGUUAUCAAAAUGAUACAUAUAUUGCUAGUGCUGGUAGAGGCAGUUUUUGGUGCUUGUAAGGUUUUUAGAAUGUAUAAGCUGAGGACAUCUCUCAUUCUUAGUACUCCAAAUUUUAUUGAAAUUUCUAUGUAGCUGUUGAAUGGCAAAGGUUGUUUACUUGUGAAUCUCUUUGUUGAAGAGAGUAACGAGAAAUCCAGGAGGGAAGCCAUGUUGUUAACUCAAUUUGUUCGGUUAUCGCUACUAAUGUGGAUGAUCUUUUUCUUUUUAAGCUUCAGAGUUCUUUCUUGUUUGCUUUGCCUUUUGUUACCAAAUGGUUUCCAAAAUGAUUAUCUUGUUAGGAUUUGUACUUUUAGUAUAAUUUGUGUUAGAAAUGAAAAGCUAAACUGGAUAAUCAUCCCGCCACUAUCUUUUUGAGCACCCUCAUUCAUAUGAGCGGAAAUGCAAAAAAGUAAUCUUUUA